Messenger RNA from Microthlaspi erraticum, 348 nucleotides. NCBI's taxonomy places the organism in Eukaryota, Viridiplantae, Streptophyta, Magnoliopsida, Brassicales, Brassicaceae. The record is from the annotation of a GenBank genome assembly.
AUGUUGAAGGAUGAUGGAGAUAGCUGGGUGACAGAUGGACAAGAGCUCGAGAACUUUGCCAUUGGUUACUAUAAACGCUUAUACUCGCUCGAUGACGUGGAGGAGAACGUGGAGAAGCUCUCGCCGGAGGGUUUUACUACGCUUACGCACGAGGAGAUUACCGACCAUAACAAAGACAAUGGUGAACCGUCUCAAGGUGAUCGCGAAGCUGAUUGGACCAACCCAAGCAAGUUUCAUUCUGGGCCGGCUAAGCACGGACAACAUAGUGGUACUGCAAGAAGCGGUACACUCCAUGAGACGAAAAAAGGUAUGAGGGGAUGGAUGUUGCUGAAGCUUGAUCUGGGAUAG